Schistocerca nitens (vagrant locust) is the source of this 2309-nucleotide messenger RNA. RefSeq names its product THAP domain-containing protein 5-like. The record is from RefSeq and is a predicted model, not a curated record. The coding region runs from base 116 to 1138 and encodes 340 amino acids. NCBI's taxonomy places the organism in Eukaryota, Metazoa, Arthropoda, Insecta, Orthoptera, Acrididae. The transcript has 9 exons.
UGACUUUGGUAUAAUUGCGUUAGUUCCUUGCUUGUGUAUGCUAAGCGCCAAGACUGAAAGUUUACUGUUAUAGGUAUUUGCCCGGUUUUUAUUAAUUUGAUUAUAUUUAAUAGCAAUGGUGCAAUAUUGUUGCUGUUAUGGAUGCAAAGAAAGAUAUGUGAAAGGAGGAACAGUUACUUUUCAUAGUUUCCCGAAAGACGAACGAAGAGCGAAAAUAUGGCUCCAGAACAUAAAUAGACCGAAUUUCGUCCAUUCAAGGUACUCGAAAGUGUGUUCGAAGCAUUUUACGGAAGAAAGCUUUGAUAGGGAGAGGUUUGGAGGCGUCUGGCUCAAGAAUGAUGCUAUACCAACAGUUUUUGAUUGUUGUGAGCGCCCACCAAAAGCAGCAGCAAAAAAACGUCCACCAAAAAGAGAUAAUUCACAAAAUCUUGAUGAGCUCCUGGCAAGCAUUCAGAGUAGAAAUGUUCCGAUUCUGCCAGCGCCCUCUACUUCAGCAAACAGUAAAAAACAUUACAGUAUUUGGUGUAUUUCAGUAGUGCCACCAUCGGCACCCAAACCUGAGCAAACUUGGCCAGAUGAUGAAAGAAACAGGAAAAUUACUACAUUAUUAGGUGAAUCAAACAUUAUGCCAAAUGAUUCAGCCACCAACAAAAUGCAUUUGGGAGUCGCCACGAAAAAGGAGUCACACGACAGAGAGAAUCAAGACAAUUUUUUGUGUGGCUCAGUGAAACAGGAACAGGAGUAUGAGCACAUGACUGUGAAGAAGGAACCAGUAGAAGACGCUGAUGAAUCUAUGUAUUCAGCAACUGAAGAGGAGUGUGAGCACGUCGUUGUGAAGGAGGAACCGAUGGAAGAGCCUGAUGAAUCUGUGAAUUCAGCAUCUGAAGAGGGAUGUGAAAUCACAAUAGUGAAGGAGGAACCAGCAGAUGAUCCUGAUGAGUCCACAUAUGCAGCAGCUGGAGAGGUGUGUGGGAGGAUAAAUGUGAAGGUGGAACAGGAGCCUGAAUACGAAGGGAACUCCUGUGAGGAGCACAGAACACAGGAACCAGAAUACAUAGAAGUGAAGAGCGAACCACUCGAGGCAGAGGAAGUUACUGGUGACGGAGCCACACAUUGGGACUCCCUCUGUUUCUGGUGAACGUUUUCCCCAAGCUUCACCACCAGCUCACUUCAUAUUUCAGUCACUAAUGUGACAAUAACAGCAGGCUGCAAGAGUCUGGAAAUUCACUGGUUUCUAUAAAGUAAGGGGGAGGGGGGGGACAACCCAGAAAGUUGUAUGUCAAAUGUGAUGAUGUGUACAAUCUCGAAAGACAUUCAGGAGAAUGCAAUGUGAAACUGGAGAGAGAUUACCUUAAUCGGUAGAUGCAGUGCAAAACUUCUUUUCCUUAAGCAGUUGAUGCAUUUACAGGUAUAUAUGAUUAUCAUUACUCCUCUUAUGUGUCGUUUUUAUUUUUUGUUCUUUGCUCGCGGAAACUUUCCCACUUUUCUGUUUAACAUUUACAGAUGCCAUAAUACCUCAGUGAACAGUGUCUGGCAAGAUGACUGUGUAUUUAUUUAUUAGGCCUACCUCUCCAAGUUUUUAAAAAAAACAAUGCAAGAAACACAUUUUGCUACUUUCUUUUAUUUCUCAAAAUAUUUGUCUUCAUAAUUUAUAGACUUCUAUACUUGUUCAAACCAAUUCAGGAAACACUUUUUGCCAAUAUUUUGUUGCUACCUUAAAGGACUCUACAGCUUCUAGAGGUAAAAAAUCAAUUGAAUCUGGCCAGCAACUAAUUAUUUCAAUGCAGUUCCGCAUAAAUUUAUCUAGCAUUGACAUGAAGAACGACACAUUUUUCGUUUUCUGUCCGAUACCCUUGAUGCAAAUUAUUCGAUCUUCAUUGAAAUUGUGAAUAAUCUACCAGGAAUAAAUGUUUUUCACAGCUGACUGACCCUGUGAAAUCAUAUGCGCUGCAGUCUUGGAUACACCUAAAGACAGCUGUGUCUUACAGUCCCAUGCCAGUGCUCUGAACCGUGUUGCGUACCUUACUAAUAUAUUUUUGAACAGUUAAUUUAGAUGAGCUUAACAAAAUACAUUGUUGACAAUAGCACAACCUUGAUGAAAUUUUAUGAAACAGUUGUAAAAAAACUCUUUUCAGAAGAUGAUAGAUUACGAAAAGUUGAUUAAAAUGAUUCAAAAAAUACAAUGUCAUCGAACAGAAAUCUUCACUCACAAUUUCCAUGUUUUCCCAAGAUUGUUUCUUUGCAUGCUCACUGAAAUCAGUUAGGCCAGUUCAUUAGCUACAAUUAUUUUAGCAAUAAUAAAUUACAAA